CCUAUUUGCCGUCUGUACAUCAGUCCAAUGAGACUGUCUGGACCGCCUGACGGACAGAGACGAAGAAGAAGGCUUGACUUUCAGAUUCGCUCUUUUUAGUCUUCCGACAAAAGGCACCGGCACUGGAUUACUUUAUAGCCGUCUUCCUACAAAUGGUCUGAAAAAUAUAUCAAAGAAGUUGAAGCCGUUGUGUGUGUGUGUGUUUGUGUGCUCUGUAUGUGUGUCAGUGUGUGUUCCUUAUGAGUGUGUGCGUGUAUAUAUGUGUAUGAGUGCAUGUGUUCGGGAUGAAGAGCCGGUGGGACCUCCGCUACCCUCUCCUCGUCCUCCUCCUCUACCUGUCGGCGGACGUCGUCUCACAGGUCAACCCAGGGGUGUGUCGCUACCCUCUGGGCAUGUCAGGACGGCAGAUCCAGGAUGAGGACAUCUCAGCGUCAAGCCAAUGGUCGGAGUCCACGGCUGCCCGCUACGGCAGGCUGGAGCAGGAGGAGGCGGACGGGGCCUGGUGCCCCGAGGGCACGCUGGAGCCCGACACGCUGAAGGAGUUCCUGCAGGUGGACCUGCGCUCGCUCACCUUCAUCACGCUGGUGGGCACGCAGGGCCGCCACGCCGGGGGCAUCGGCAACGAGUUCGCCCACCGCUACCAGCUGCAGUACAGCCGGGACGGCAGCCGGUGGGCGGUCUGGAGGGACCGCACGGGCCAGCAGGUCAUAGCAGGAAACCGCAACGCCUACGACAUCGUGCUGAAGGACCUAGAGCCGCCCAUCAUAGCGCGCUCCGUGCGCUUCAUACCUGUCACCGACCACUCCAUGAACGUCUGCAUGAGGGUGGAGCUCUACGGCUGCGAGUGGCUGGACGGCCUUGUAUCUUACAACGCUCCCGUUGGUGAACAGAUGAACUUGCCCAGUUUCCCCGUGUACCUCAACGACUCGGUCUACGACGGAGCCGUGAUCCACAGUAUGACCGAGGGGCUGGGCCAGCUGACGGACGGCGUGUGCGGUCUGGACGACUUCACGCAGAGCCAGGUGUAUAACGCCUGGCCGGGCUACGACUACGUGGCCUGGACCAAUGAGAGCUUCCCCAGCGGCUACGUGGAGAUCAUGUUCGAGUUCGACCGCGUACGCAACUUCACCACCAUGAAGGUGCACUGCAACAACAUGUUCUGGCGGGGCGUGAAGGCCUUCCGCCGGGCCUCCUGCUACUUCCGCAGCGAGGCCGACUGGGAGGCGGCGCCGCUGGUGUUCCGGGCGGCGGUGGACGGGGUGGACCCCAGCGCCCGCUUCCUCACCGUGGACCUGGCCAACCACAUGGCCAGCGCCAUCAAGUGCCACUUCUACUUCGCCGACACCUGGAUGAUGUUCAGCGAGAUCACCUUCCAGUCAGAUACAGCCAUGUAUAACACAACCCUGGCCCCGCCCAAUCCAGGACCUCCCACGAGCACACAACCUGGGGGUCACCCCACACACAAAGUAGACGACAGCAACACAACAAUUCUGAUCGGUUGUCUAGUGGCCAUCAUCUUCAUCCUCGUCGCCAUCAUCGUCAUUAUCUUGUGGCGGCAGGUGUGGCAGAAGAUGAUCGAGAAGGUCUCCCGCCGGAUGCUAGACGACGAGCUCACGGCGAGUCUGUCCAUCCAGAGCGAGACGUUCGCCUUCAGCCACACCAACGCGUCGGCCGCCGCCAGCGAGCAGGAGUCCGACGCCACGUACGAACGCAUCUUCCCCCUGGGGGGCGACUACCAAGAGCCCUCCCAGCUCCUCUGCAAGAUGCCCGAGUUCACGGCCGAGGAGCCUGCGGCGUCUACCAGCGCCGCCGCCUCCAAGCCCCCCGGCACGGCCCCGGCGCCGGACGGCGUCCCCCACUACGCCGAGGCCGACAUCGUCCACCUGCAGGGCGUCACCGGCGGCAACACCUACGCCAUCCCCGCCGUGGCCAUGGACCUGCUGUCGGGGAAGGAUGUGGCCGCGGAGGAGUUCCCCCGGAAGCUGCUCACCUUCAAGGAGAAGCUGGGAGAAGGACAGUUCGGAGAGGUCCACCUGUGCGAGGCGGAGGGCCUCCAGGAGUUCAUGGCGGAGGAGUUCUCCUUCGACGUGGACGAGGGCCAGCCGGUCCUCGUGGCGGUCAAGAUGCUCCGCGCCGACGCCAGCAAGAAUGCAAGGAAUGACUUCCUGAAGGAGAUCAAGAUCAUGUCGCGCCUGAAGGACCCCAACAUCAUCCGGCUGCUGGCCGUGUGCAUCUACAGCGACCCCCUGAGCAUGAUCACAGAGUACAUGGAGAACGGGGACCUCAACCAGUUCCUCUCCCGCCACCAGGCCCCGGGGCCACUGGCCGCACUCAGCACAGCCCCCACCGUCAGCUUCAGCGACCUGUGUGACAUGGUCACCCAGAUCGCCUCGGGGAUGAAGUACCUCUCGUCUCUGAACUUUGUCCACCGAGACCUGGCCACCCGGAACUGCCUGGUGGGGAAGAGCUACACCAUAAAGAUCGCCGACUUCGGCAUGAGCAGGAACCUGUACAGCAGCGACUACUACCGCAUCCAGGGACGGGCCGUGCUGCCCAUCCGCUGGAUGUCCUGGGAGAGCAUCCUGCUUGGUAAGUUCACCACAGCCAGCGACGUGUGGGCCUUCGGGGUGACGGUGUGGGAGAUGCUGACCUUCUGUCAGGAGCAGCCGUACUCCCAGCUCAACGACGAGCAGGUCAUCGAGAACACCGGCGAGUUCUUCCGGGACCAGAAGAGACAGAUCUACCUGCCCCAGCCAGCGUUAUGUCCAGACCCUCUCUACAAGACCAUGCUGAGCUGCUGGAGGAGGAACAGCAAGGAGAGGCCCUCCUUCCAGGAGAUACACCGAGCCCUGCUGGAGAGCCAACCCUGACCCAGGAAAUACACCGAGCCCCGCUAAAGGGCCAGGCCUGACCCAGGAAAUACACCGAGCCCCGCUAAAGGGCCAGCCCUGACCCAGGAAAUACACCGAGCCCUGCUGUAGGGCCCGCCCUAACCCAGGAUAUGCUAUACACCGAGCACUCUUGGAAAGCCAGCCUUAACCCAGGAAAUACACGAACCCUCCUGGAGCCCUGGGAGGGCUGACCCAGGCCCAACCAAGACACUCCUCUCCUCUCCUAUACAACAUGCAUGAAACAGAUCGGGUUUAGAAUAGAAUCCAGCUUUAAGCUAUCUUGUUUGAGCAGAAACUGGUUAGGAAGUCCCUGACCCACCUACCGGGAGUCAGCGACCACGGGGGGAAACACUGUUAGAUCAACACCAACAACAACAACAACAACAACAACAACCUAACAAACAGCAGCAGGCAGGUGCACGGACUCAAUGUGUGUCUUGAUGAGAUUGUCUAAUGUUUAAUACAUUUUUAUACUAUACUUUUAUACAGAAGGGCAUCAUACCCAGACAAGCACACACAAGACCGUUCUAAACUUGCAAGUAUUAAAAACAAAGUGAAUUGUAGAAAUUCACAUUUGGCACUUUUUUAACAAUGUCGUUUUUUUUGGUCGCUUUUUUUUAAGAGUUGUCAUUUCUUAUGUUCCAGGUCUGUGGGUUCAAUGAGGGGCAAAGAUGGAGGCUGGAAGGCUUUCUUGUGUUCUCUGUUGGAAGACUGCUUGAAUGUAGAGCAAAUAAGAGCAGCAAACCGUCACUGUUAAUAUCAAAACAUGUCGUUUCAGAACAACAAGUUAAUGUUUGUUUCAUCUCAAUAGUUUAGGUAAUCUAAGCAAUUUAUUAUACCAGCAAAUUGUUAUAUUCAUUAAUUGCAGUGUUUGGCAGUGAUAUUGCAAUGAGCAAUGUAUACGACAAUAUAUUUUCAAUAGAUAUUUCAUUAUGAAUAUUUUAAUAUCCAUAAUUGUAAAAAAGGAAAAAGGUUACAUACACUCAUCUGUGUACCAAGAAGCACUUCCGUUUAAAAACACAUUUCAGUGAAUGGCAGCAGUCAAAAUAUCCUCAUUCUGUCCUUCUGCUUGAUGUCUGAUCAUUUAUGUAGUGUUUGAAGAUGUAAUCUAGUCUGAAAUAUCAAUAUCACAUCAGUCAUAUGCUUGAGGGGGGUUGUCUUUUACUCUAUCAGUUCCCGCUCUAGGCCAGACGUACCUGUGUGUCACAAGGGCGUGAGUGAGAUGUAAGUGUUUACUCAUUGGAAGGAAGAUAAUCGACAGGUUAUGUGUUUACCAAAGAAUUGUGUAGUUGAGACUUACUACGAUUGUGAACUCAGACUAUAGAGUGAGACUGAACUGUGUUUAAGUUGCAGUGUCAGAUAAUGAAAUGCAGAUGAAGGUAUUCUGUGUGUGUACAGAAAGGGAAUAUUCAGUCUUAUUCUUGCAUUUUACAAAAAAAGAGACUAUUACAGAUUGCUUUGUUUGAGGAGACUGGGGUUGUGUUGUGAGAAGCUAUAAGGUCAAACAUCUCAUGAUUACUAAACUAUUAAAUUACUCAUACAUUUCAGCUAUUAAUUCAACUCAUUGUUGUCAUGUUGAGGUCAUGUUCACAAAAUCAGUCCUUCAGUCUGUAUUCAGAUUGACAUGGCAUGUUGUCAUUACCUUUGGCCUUUCACACAAAAUGGAUUCACUGCCAUUUCACUUUACGUGUAAAGCUUGUUCAUGUUCUUCUUAGCUUCAUCAUUUGAAUUAACAUUCAUGUUGAACAACCAACGUUACUGAAAACUAUCAAGAGAUGCAUGCAAGCAUUCCAUUCAAAAACAUAUUAACCAAUUAUAAAGGCAUUUGAGGUCGUUAAAAGUAUGUGGCCCAACUGGUUGCAAUUGUAUAGUUGUCUGUUCACUCUGCAAUUUAUAAUUUGUUUAGUUUUGUACGAAUUUUGUGCUAUUAAUCAAAUUUGUUUUUUAUAGGAGUGUUUUAUAAAAUACUUGUAUGCAAAGGUAAUGUUCUUUGUAAUUCUGCUUUGUGAUAGAUAAAUACCAAAAUAAACGUUCUCAAUGCAAUUCUUUGCCCCAAAGUCAUGGAUGCAAUCAUGUCAUUCAAAUACAUGUUGACCAUUAAAUCUUGGUUUUAGGGUGUCUUUUUAAGAGCUAGUAUAAUAUGACCCAUCAUAAAGAAGCAACUAUUUUCCUCA
This is a messenger RNA of Gadus chalcogrammus (walleye pollock), 5065 nucleotides long. RefSeq names its product discoidin domain receptor tyrosine kinase 2a (gene ddr2a). The transcript has 18 exons. Gene Ontology annotation, molecular function: ATP binding; protein tyrosine kinase collagen receptor activity; collagen binding. Bases 285 to 2870 code for a protein of 861 amino acids. Gene Ontology annotation, biological process: multicellular organism development; cell surface receptor protein tyrosine kinase signaling pathway; protein phosphorylation. NCBI's taxonomy places the organism in Eukaryota, Metazoa, Chordata, Actinopteri, Gadiformes, Gadidae. Gene Ontology annotation, cellular component: membrane; signaling receptor complex. The record is from RefSeq and is a predicted model, not a curated record.